AUGGAUCACCUUGGAAAGGAGUUGUCACUGAUGCCCUUCAUUGUUUUGCAGGAGUCCAGAAACUCCAACAAGUAUUUCCACGAGGAUAACAUGGCCAUCACAUCUGGGAACCUGUUCGCUGCAGGGACUGAGACCACCUCUACCACCCUACGCUGGGGGCUGCUGCUCAUGAUGAAGUACCCCCACAUUCAGGACAAAGUUCAGGAGGAGAUUGAGAGUGUGAUUGGGAGGGAACGCCCCCCGCAGGCCGAAGACAGGAAGAGCUGUAAACCUUUGCCCUACAUGGAUGCCGUGCUGCAUGAGAUCCAGAGAGUGGGCAACGUGGUGCCCAUGAACCUGCUGCACGAGACCACAGGGGACACCACCUUCCGGGGGUACAGGAUACCCAAGGGUACCCCGGUGAUCCCGCUGCUCUCCUCCGUGCUCUCUGAUAAGACACAGUGGGAGACCCCUCACCAGUUCAACCCCAACCACUUCCUGGACGCGCAGGGCAAGUUUGUCAAGAGAGACGCCUUCAUGCCCUUCUCAGCAGGUCGGAGGGUGUGUCUUGGAGAGACCCUUGCCAAGAUGGAGCUCUUCCUCUUCUUCACCAUGCUCCUGCAGAAGUUUCACUUCCGCCCGCCCCAGGAGGUCAGCCCUGAGCAACUGGACCUCACCCCCACCCCUGGAAUCACCUCCAGCCCCCAGCCCUUCCAACUGUGCGCCCUGAGCCACUGAGAGACCCUGUGAUUCUGCGACCCUGCCUUACUGCAUCUGCUAGACCUUGCUACAGCCACUGACCCCUCACACUGGAUCCUUCAGCCAUUGAGACCCCUCAGCCAGAGAGACCCAACCUGACUGCAGCCACGAGAACCCUCAAACAGGAUUGGACUGUUGGCCAAAUGAUAAAUGUUAAAGGGAAAGUCUCAUGUAAAUCAUUUGUUGGCUUAGUAACAGUUCAACUGUCCACACAGGUUUUAGGAACUAAA
Polyodon spathula (Mississippi paddlefish) is the source of this 968-nucleotide messenger RNA. RefSeq names its product cytochrome P450 2K1-like. Gene Ontology annotation, biological process: xenobiotic metabolic process. Gene Ontology annotation, molecular function: oxidoreductase activity, acting on paired donors, with incorporation or reduction of molecular oxygen, reduced flavin or flavoprotein as one donor, and incorporation of one atom of oxygen; heme binding; iron ion binding. The record is from RefSeq and is a predicted model, not a curated record. Gene Ontology annotation, cellular component: intracellular membrane-bounded organelle; cytoplasm. Lineage: Eukaryota; Metazoa; Chordata; Actinopteri; Acipenseriformes; Polyodontidae.